GGUAUCAUGUACUCUUUGCGGAUCCCUCAUAGUAAAAUACCUACCCCGUGUUUGCGUCAUAUUAUCUUCUCUUUGCAAACUGAAAGAAUAAAUGCUGACCUCUGGAUAUUUGCGUUUUGAGAGGAGUAGGUCUACUGGUCUAUCAGAUUGCAAGUGUUCCUCGUGUGUUGAACACUGUUCCAGGAGUCAUCAGUACUAUCAAGGAUCAGAGUCCCCUUUCAGGGGCAAUGCCAACGAAAGUUUGGGAUUGCCAGCAACUUCAUCCGGAACAACAACAAACGGAGACAGUUCUUCGGCAAUAUUUAAGGAACAGUGUACUGUCGUGUGAGUGCUUCAGUCAGGAUGGGCCAGCAACUUUCAGGCCAAGCGGUGAUGACCCGUCUGCCUGAGAAGCUGGUGAAACAUGCUGGGCUGGUGCGUGACAGCAGCUACCUCACCUACGAGGAGUUUCUGGCAAGAGUGGCUGAACUUAAUGAUGUUACUGCCAAGCUAGCUGCUGGGCAGCAGAAGCAUUUGCUCUUUGAGGUGCAGCCAGGCUCAGAUGCCACUGCUCUGUGGAAGGUGGCAGUGAGGAUAGUCUGCACCAAGAUCAACAAGGAGGAUGGUAUAUUGGAGGCGUCCCGCAUUAUGAACCUUUACCAGUUCAUCCAGCUCUACCACGACAUCACCAGCCAGGCUGCCGAGGUGCUGUCAGCAGAGGGCGCCACUGGGCCCUCCAUGCAACUGCCCUCUACAGACUCCUGCCAGGCCAGCAUGUGGAUGGGCAGGGUAAAGCAGUUGACUGAUGAGGAGGAGUGUUGUAUCUGCAUGGAUGGAAAGUCAGACCUGAUUCUGCCCUGUGCACAUAGCUUUUGUCAGAAGUGCAUCGACAAAUGGAGUGGACACAGCCGAAACUGCCCGAUAUGUCGCCUGCAAGUGACCGCUGCCAAUGAAUCGUGGGUGAUGUCCGAUGCCCCUACAGAGGAUGACAUCGCUGGUUACAUUCUCAACUUGGCAGAUGAGGCAGGCCACCCGCACAGACCUUAACACCCAACACACUGAGCCACUUUGAUGAGGAGAGCAAUCAAAUCAGAGAGUAUUUCAUGAUUUAGUUUUAUUGGGUGGGGGAAUCGAACAACAGUGAAGAAAGUAGUCUUUUUUCUGAUACAUUGGGUGUUUUGGGUCCCAUUUGGGGGUUUAGUAUCACCUAAAAAGCUUUCAAAUUCCAAAAUUUACUUCACCCAACCUUCCCAUUUGAACCACUGUAAAAUAAAUGGUUCUUUUUGGGAACUGUGAGCUUGGUAAGUUGGCAAAAGUAGUAGUUGUAUCAAUGAAAUUGUAAAAAAAAAAUUUUGUUUUGUUUUUUUUGAUAUUACAAAAUGUAGUCUAUUCUCUAAUGCACGAAAAUGAAUGAGGAGAGUAUAUACAUUUCGGAGGUUGAUUUAACCUCUAACUGACAGAGUUGACUUUGGGGCUGGAGUGAACCAAUUAUCUUAGACCUGAUUCAGGUUCAGUGUUGCCUUUCACAUUGCUACGGAUGAGACCGAAACAGAUAUCAGGGAAGUUGAUUGAGGCCAGCACACUUUUUUUGAGAGACUUAACUAAGCGUGACCUGCAUACAUCAAAGUUUUUCGUAAUGCUCAUGUUAGAUUACUGAACAUGGCCCCAAACCAUAAACUACUCUUAUAACCAGCCUAUGUAAUGUGAUACUGCAUGUGUAUAUCUCACAUCACACAGCAUAUGACCUGUGUCUUGUACACAUACUGUAAGAUGACAUUUAAGUAAUGAUACUGCUUUGAUCCAGGUCGGAAGCAGAUGUUUGACUAUUAGUUUGGAUUUGUGCAGAGUCUAACGGGUUUGCUAUUUUUUAGAAAACUUGCUUGCUAUUGACUCUUAGUGGAAAAUAGCACUGGUCAUCUUUUAAGUUUUAAGUUUUUAAAAUAGAAAUUCCUUUUUCUUUUCCAUAAUUUAAGAUCUAUUUUUAAUCUGAUUGCUGUAUAGAUACUGUGGUAACCUUCCACAAAUAUGUUGUAAACAUACUUGCUUGGUCAUGCCUAUACAUAUUAUCUAAACACGAAAUUGCACUUAAAAUGAUGAAUAACAUUUUGAAAUGGGCAGCUCUUUGUUUGCAAGUAAAAUUAAGGCGUAAAAUUUCAGUCAUGUAGCAGAUAAGUAUUAGAGUGUGGUGAGCUAACCAUAAUUUCAUCAACAUAAUAAAAUUUUCGAUAAUGAAAACUGAUGAAUUAUUUAAUUUAAGUAGGGAUUGAUGUGGCAUUGUAAUUCUUGGAUUUCUUUCACCUGUUAUUCAACGAGUAACACACAUCUUGCAUAAAGUUGGUAAUUUUCAGACAUAAUCCCCGUUAAACAAUAUUUAAACUUUUUAUUCCAGAUAUGAUACUCUAACAUGAGAUGUUUUAUAAUGGGUUCAGUAGAAACUCAAACAAAGCAUUUUCCAAAUUCACAGAAAAUUGAAUCAGUUCAAAUGGACACAAUGUUUACUGGGAGAAACAUUUCAUCACUCAUCUAAGUGACCUCUUCAGUCUCAACUGACUGCAGGUAUCCCCACCCUUAUUAAGAAUACAGUUGCAUAACAACCGAAACCAAUGAUUGGUUUCAUAUGAAACUAUCAGCCAUUAUGCCACUGUAUUGUUUUAAAAGGGUGGGGAUACCUGCAGUCAGUUUAGACUGAAGAGGUCUAUUAGAUGAGUGACAAAACAUUCCUCUCAAAUGUUGUGUCUAGACAAAAUGAUUCAAUUUCCUGUGGAUUUCUUACCUGGAUUUAUUGAGCAUGCAUCAAGACAUUUUCCAAAUUAGACAUUAGAUAAUUAUUAGGCUGUUCUCUGUUUAUGUAAUGGCCCUUAAACGUGAAAAUGAAACGAGAUCAAAAGUACAUUUUAGUUGUCCCAAUUGACACAACACGCUGUGGAAACAUGCUGUAGCUCUUAACGUUCCUAUCUGUAUACUUUUAUGCACUACAUCAACCAUUUUGUAUCUUCAGAGAGGUGGCUGAGACCACCUUUGGUUGGUUCCCCACCAAGAAUACUAAAAGAUCUGCAGCUUAGGGCCAGAUCUUAUAUUUCAGAGUCUGUUUCCAAAGAAUGAGGCCGUACGGUCUGGAGCCUCGUCUUCAAAUUCAGUCGUGUGGUCAUUUCAGAGGUCAUGUUUUAAAAAAGCAGCACAUACCCUCAAGCCUGAGAGAAUGAUAAUAACUCAAUAUAGCACAGUAGCUUAAGUUAAACUCUGCAUUAAUCUUGGCAGUAAUAUUCAUUUGUCAUCCCAAAUCACAGCCCCUGACCGUGAGCAUAACAUUUGUACUAGGUUUUCUUGUUUGUUUCUAAUAAUUAGGUCUGCGACCUUUUUACAAAAAUCUGACUACUGUCUAAUUCAAUGCUUCAGCCUGAGAGAGUAUCUAACUAUCCUUAUUUAACAAUUUACUUUAAAAUCACGGUGAAGGGAUUAGUUGCUUUUCUUUCUUUUUUUUUGUCAUACAGAAAGCAGGAAUUAGAAUAACUUAACAUGUAGGCAUAAUAUAUUGAAACUUAUCAUUUUUA
This is a messenger RNA of Lampris incognitus (smalleye Pacific opah), 3530 nucleotides long. It is a transcript of the gene rnf141, whose product is annotated as ring finger protein 141. The record is from RefSeq and is a predicted model, not a curated record. NCBI's taxonomy places the organism in Eukaryota, Metazoa, Chordata, Actinopteri, Lampriformes, Lampridae. Gene Ontology annotation, molecular function: ubiquitin-protein transferase activity. Bases 343 to 1026 code for a protein of 227 amino acids. The transcript is spliced from 7 exons. Gene Ontology annotation, biological process: protein autoubiquitination.